AUGCCCGCUUACAGACUCGAACUCGCCUCCUCCAGCCGCGCUCUGUGCAACGGCAAGAAACCCUGCUUCAAGACCAAGAUCGACAAGGGCCAGCUCCGUCUCGGUGUCUGGGUUGAGAUCCCAGGCCGUGGAGGUAGUUUCAAGUGGCGCCAUUGGGGUUGCGUGACGCCUGAAGUCAUCAAGCACUGGAAGGAAGACUUCAGUGAGGCUGAGGAGCUUGAUGGAUAUGAGGAUUUGUCUGAGGAUCUGCAGCAAAAGGUGAAGGAUGCUUGGGCUGAAGGACAUGUCCGCCCUGAAGAUGUCCCCGAAUCGGCCAAGGUUGAAAAGGUCGAAGAGGGUGCCGAAGACGCCGAAGCCGAGCUGACGGCCAAAAAGCCCGCCGCUAAGAAGGGUGGUAAGAAGGCCAAAAAGGAUGAGGAUGAAGAGGGCGAGGAUGCUGGGGAGGCCGCUCCUAAGAAGCGAAAGGCCCCUGUCAAGAAGUCGAAGAAGGAGGAGCCCAGCGAUGAGGAUGUAGAGGAUGACGCGGAGGAAGAGGAGGUGCCAAAGAAGAAGAGAAAGGCGCCCGCCAAGAAGAGUGCAAAGGCUGCAAAGGAGGAAGCUGAGAAGGAAGAUGACGCAGAGGCUACUGAAGAGGUGGUAGAGAAGCCCAAGUCCAAGGGCCGAGGUCGACCCAAGAAGGACGCUGCGUAA
This is a messenger RNA of Cryptococcus amylolentus CBS 6039, 690 nucleotides long. RefSeq lists its product as hypothetical. The record is from RefSeq and is a predicted model, not a curated record. The transcript is spliced from 10 exons. Gene Ontology annotation, molecular function: zinc ion binding; DNA binding. Bases 1 to 690 code for a protein of 229 amino acids. Lineage: Eukaryota; Fungi; Basidiomycota; Tremellomycetes; Tremellales; Cryptococcaceae.